Acanthoscelides obtectus is the source of this 828-nucleotide messenger RNA. Lineage: Eukaryota; Metazoa; Arthropoda; Insecta; Coleoptera; Chrysomelidae. The record is from the annotation of a GenBank genome assembly.
AUGUACAAUCACCGUUGUCUGAUGCACAAUAUUGUUAAAGGCGAGUUUCCCUGCGAUAAGUGUGAAAAAAUAUUUCCCUACGAAAAAUCAUUAAAAAGGCACGUGAAGAGGUUUCACAAAGACAAGAACAAAUUCGAAUGCGAGCUGUGCAAUCGAGGAUUCUCAGCGCCUUGUUACCUGUCUGAACAUGUUCAUAGAGUGCACGAAAAUGUUUAUAAAUACGUAUGUAAUAUCUGCAACAAAGGCUUCAUACAGUUGAAGAACCUCAAAGAGCACGAGAAGAUAGAACAUGAGGGGUUUCGUUAUACUUGCCAGCAGUGCGAAAAGUCGUACAAGAAAGAAGUCAGUUACAAGUUACAUAUGAAAACACACAACGAGGAGUUUGUCCAAGCAAAGUAUCCAUGUGAGCAGUGCUCCUCCAUUUUUUCUUUAAAAAGACGGCUCGUCCUUCACGUAAAAAGGAAGCAUUCUGAUUGGAAAGGCACUGCUUGUGUACGCUGUGGAAAGCUAGCUAAGAAUAUGAAGAGACAUCUCAGGACACAUACCGGUGAAAAACCGUAUCCAUGUUCGCAGUGUGAGAAGUCGUUUGCCAGUUUCAGUGCCAGGCAAAAUCAUUUGAGAGUGCAUACGAAAGAAAAACCUUAUAGGUGCGACACAUGCGAUAAGAGAUUCACACAGCGGAGUACCUUGGUGGUACAUAUGAGGUACCAUACCGGAGAGAGGCCUUACAGCUGUCGUUUUUGUCUUAAACGGUUUGUGACCAAAACUUUGCUCAAGGAUCAUCGGUGUAAGACAGAUGAUGGAUAUUUAAGAGAGAUAUGUACUUGA